This is a messenger RNA of Ilex paraguariensis (yerba mate), 1174 nucleotides long. The record is from the annotation of a GenBank genome assembly. NCBI's taxonomy places the organism in Eukaryota, Viridiplantae, Streptophyta, Magnoliopsida, Aquifoliales, Aquifoliaceae.
CCCAAAGAAGCAAACAUUUUGUUAACAAAAACUACCCCAAUCCUGAUACUCCGGAUUACUCAAGACCAGCAUGUUCUGAACAUCUUGUUCUCAAUCUCUAACUAGUAAGAACAAUGUCCAUGGCCUUGUUUUCAUCUCCUCCAACCCACCUCCCCACUAUCUCUCCACAGCCGCCUGCAAAAACCCUAUUCACCCACAAGGCUUAUCUAUCUCUGAGAACCCAAAACCGGCUCUUGUUGGUGUCCACUAGAGCCACUGAUAGUGGGUCUGGUGUGGCGGGCUCUACUGUAGUGGUGGAGGAGGAGAAGCUUCAGCAGAAGGUUUCUGAAGCACCUGUUUCCGGUUCAGAUCCUAAAUCGGAGUCACUUGAGGACUCUUUGGGCUCCAAUGGGUCACCGGCGGCCACCGGUGCUCAAGAGGCGAAAUUCGUCACUAAAUUUGAGGACCCUAGAUGGGUUGGAGGCACUUGGGAUUUGACGCAAUUUCAGAAAGAUGGCAAGACCAAUUGGGAUGCUGUUAUUGAUGCUGAGGUUAAGAGAAGGAAAUGGCUCGAAGAUGUCCCAGAAUCAUCCAGUAACGAUGACCCUGUAGUUUUUGACACCUCUAUUAUACCUUGGUGGGCAUGGGUUAAAAGGUUCCAUCUUCCUGAAGCUGAACGGCUAAAUGGCCGUGCUGCAAUGAUAGGGUUUUUUAUGGCUUACUUUGUGGAUAGCUUGACUGGGGUUGGCCUUGUCGACCAAAUGGGCAACUUUUUUUGCAAAACUUUGUUAUUUGUAUCUGUUGUUGGUGUACUGCUGAUCCGAAAGAAUGAGGAUAUAGAAAACCUUAAAAGGUUAGUGGACGAGACAACGUUCUAUGACAAGCAGUGGCAAGCAACUUGGCAGGAUGAGACUCCUAGCAGUUCCAAGAAAAAUUAGACAAAUUGCAGUUCUAAAGUUUUUCCUCCUAACUUUCUUGUUCUGUACUUGAGCAAAUUGUAUCACUGUUAUUUCUCUGAUAGAGGAGGGUGAUGAAUUGAAUUUCUAUCCUCCUUUUUUGUUCUAGGUCUUCGUGAUCAUCUUUGUAUGCUCUGUUUUUGACAAGAUCAUCUUGAUUUGGUGUAUGUGUUCUUUGUUAAUGGAAUUUGGAACACAAAGGAUGACACGGAUCUGAAAAUCGAAAUAUUGCCUUUUAC